CGACUGGUGACCCGCGGAGCCCGCAUCCUUCAGAAACCAGAUAAAACAAAGCGAAAAACCAAUUGCCGUGAUACUCGUGAAUGAAAUAGAGUUCGAAAAUAAUAGCGAUUUCAUGGCACUUUGAGCAGCAUAUACGUUAGAAUGGCACUACGAGAAGAGCCUAAGGUUAUUCGACCAAUGAGUAACUUAGAGUUGUACCACUCAGCCUUACACACUUUGCGUCAUAGCUGUGGUACCGCAGUGGUCUGCCGUUAUAGCCUCCCAAGUCAUCUCAUUGGCGGCUCAUUUGAGACUAUUCGAAAUGCCUUCCAUCGGGCUAUGGCACUUAUAGUAGUUGAACACCCCAUGCUGCAAGUGGGUAUCCUGAACGAGAACUCAGCUGUACCUUCAUGGAUUGAGCUGGAAAAUGUCGAUCUUGGUCUACAUAUUAGCUGGCAAGAGAUCAAAGCUUCUGAUGACUAUGAGAGUUCCUUGAAGCAUGAGAUUCGGAGCCAGCUAGAUACUUGGUUUACAGAUGUCGAAACAAAGCCAGGAUGGAGGGCCUCUAUCCUAUGGCCAGAAGGUAACAUCCAGUCAUUGGAUGUUAUUUUCUGCUGGAACCAUACCAACUUCGAUGGUGUAGGGGGCAAGAUCCUGCACCAGACCUUGUUACGCAACCUCAAUGACUCGAAGACCGAUCAUGAACCUGAUUUGGAAGGAAACGUCCUUCAUCUUCGCAGUACUGCAGACAAGUUUCCCCCUCCUCCAGAGGCGCUCAUCAAAAUCCCGAUUUCUUGGGGCUUUGCUUUGUCGACAAUCUGGAAAGAACUCAGGCCUCCAAUUCUUGUGUCAAACGAUCCAACCCAGGCCAAUUGGGCCCCUAUUCGCCAGGAGCCCUACCAAACCGAGUUCAGAACGUUCUCGAUUGAGGAUGCAAUGCUGAAGAAGGUACUGAGCAAAUGCCGAGCACAUAGUACUACCAUAACAGGCCUUUUGCAUGCCCUGCCGCUGGUAUCGCUUGCCCUGCAAUUAGAUGAGGGCAAGAAGCAUCACAAACAAGAGGCAAAGUCGAUGUUUGCUAUCAGCGCAUUGGAUACACGUCGCUUCAUCCCCACCAAUUCUGAGGCAUACCCUUGGCACGUUCCUAGUACGACCAUGGACAACCAGAUGACACUUGUUAGCCACAUGUUUGGUGAGAACCUAGUCGCAGAAAUCCGCUCUAAAGCCAAAGGAAUACCGACACAAUCACAUGCCAUGACUCAACUCGAGAAUUUUGUCUGGGCAGCUGCUGUGCAAGCUAGAGAGGAUAUCCAGAACAAACUCGACAAGGGCAUGGAAAAUGACCCUUCAGGCUUGAUGAACUUCGUCAAAGACUGGCGUGUUCAAAAGAAGCAGCAGCUCAAGAAGCCCCGAGUAGGUGCCUGGGGUGUAUCCAAUUUAGGAACACUCGAUGGGGCCAUUGAAGGCUCAGGCUGGAAGAUCGAGAGAGCUGUGUUUCAGCUGAGCUGUGAACUCACAUCGCCUGUGUUCCAUAUCAGCUCGAUUAGCGUUAAGGGUAAAGAGAUGUGCGUUGAUGUCAGUUGGCAACAGGGUAUCAUCGAUGCUGAGAUUGGAGACACACUCGCGUCCGACAUGGAGGCCUGGAUAAGGUUCCUUGGCGCCGGGGGAGAGGAAUGAUGAAGGACCUCAGCCGAAAAACUGAAGACAUUGAUUGAUUGAAUCCGGGGGUCAAAAACAAUUAGGUCAAGAGCCCUCUAAGUUUAUCCUCAACUUAUCCUAAACUUGUCCUAAGGUAUCCUAAACCUAUCCGAGGCUGUGUAAACAAUUUUGUAGCCUAGGAUCAAGUUGUGUGGCCUCCUCUGUGGGAGAGAUAGGAGACGAGGAACGCAGGUUGGAAUGUUUGAGGACGUCAUGAAUGACAUGACAGAGAAAUGAGGUCAAGUAGUGACCAAGUCAAGUUAUGUUAUGCUUCUAUUUAGUAUGCCGUAAUGUCUGAGACAUUCAUAAUAGUACAAGUUGGUUGGUCACAAAUCAGAAUCUCUCAGUCCCUUGAUCGAUCAACUAUAC
Fusarium odoratissimum NRRL 54006 is the source of this 2046-nucleotide messenger RNA. RefSeq lists its product as uncharacterized. NCBI's taxonomy places the organism in Eukaryota, Fungi, Ascomycota, Sordariomycetes, Hypocreales, Nectriaceae. The transcript has 2 exons. Gene Ontology annotation, molecular function: N-acetyltransferase activity. The record is from RefSeq and is a predicted model, not a curated record. Bases 142 to 1656 code for a protein of 504 amino acids.